Pocillopora meandrina is the source of this 7720-nucleotide messenger RNA. The record is from the annotation of a GenBank genome assembly. Lineage: Eukaryota; Metazoa; Cnidaria; Anthozoa; Scleractinia; Pocilloporidae.
UACAAAAUGGCGGACAACACAUAGCCCUUGUAUGCUGUGGCAAACUUUUGUGAAUUAUUCCUAGAGUCAAGUUUUUAUUCUCGCGAAUGUACCCCGAAGGAAUAAUAAAUUAGUUCAAGAGGUAAAAGUAGCACUGAGAAAGCAAUCGAUCCCAACACAACGAUGGAAACUACUUCUGAUCAUGAAGUGACGAACGAAAUGACACCUUGGGCCGACAGCGAAGCACAGCGCACUGAAAGUCGCACUGCUGUGGAAUCGGAAACCAAUGGACAGCAGGUUAAUCCUGCUAAAGAUACGAGCUUACAAGAAGAAGAACCAGAAGAUCAGGUAAAAAUUACUUGAUGUUCUCCUGGUGCAUGAAAAUUUACGUGCAGGUUGUUGUUUUGAAAACAAUACAUACGACUGGAUAAGUUAUAUAAACUAAAAAACGUGCAAACCUCGUUACUUUAGAAAUCGAAGCGCUUUCGACGAAUGAUGAUGGAAUUAAAACCAUGUUGUAACUACAUGUGUAAUCAUGUCAUUGCCAAACAUCACUUCGUUGACUUUAUACUGUUCACAUUUCUACCUUUCGUAGGAGACAAAUGAAUUUGAAGAAAUGAUAGCUGAUGGCUUAUCACAGCUGGGAAGGUCUGCUGAUGGAACACUUCAAGUUUACCUUCAUCUGUUUUUACCGGUACAACAAUUUUACAAUUCCAUCCAUCACAUGUAAAGAAAAAAAAUUUAAGCCUUUGUAAUGGAACUCAAUUGUUAACUUUUUAACUCCCAAGAUCUGCUUGUUUGUUCGAAAUUCUCCUCACUAACUGUUACAAAUUUUCUUGUAAAUAAGUUACAAGAAUUUUAUAUUAGAUCAGGAUAACUUCUACCUGAUAAGUCUCAGUAUUCUCAUUACCUGUAUGCUGGAUAAUGAGGGGAUAGUACAAAGAGAAGUUAUAUUUAAAUCACUUCAGGGAGUCAUAGGGGUAGGUUGUAAAUGCUUUUUCAAAUGAAUCCAUAGAAUAUAUUUGAAAAUAUGCAAUAUCAAGAUUUCCAACCAAAGAUGCAUAGUGCUGAAGAGAAGCAAUGCCAUGUUACAGCUUUUUAUGUUUUACAUGAGUGUUUUCUUCUCCUCAGGGAUGUGGACUCACAGACAUAACCUGCUUACAAGAGUAUAUCCAUUUACAGAAUGUUGUUCUUUCACACAAUUCACUAACAGGUAUGAAUCAACUUUGAAUUGCUUGUGGUGUGAUUUGUUGAUCCACAAUUAAGAAGCAAAUGUGAUAUUUUAAAUCAACAGAUUUGAGUCCAUUGGGUUGCAUGCCUUACCUGGUAUUCCUUGAUGUUUCUCAUAAUGAGCUCACUACUGUUUUAGACUUCAAGCCUCCACUUGGUCUGAGGGUAAGAGACUGACAAGUAAUGUAUAGAAAAAUUAUGUUAUUUACUUGGAAAAUAUGUUUUCAUUUUCAAAACAAUGUUUAUUUAACAGUGAGUCUUAGCAGUGCACCAUUUUUCUCCUCCAGGAUGUAAUUAUGUCACAUAACAAGAUAGAAGUUCUUCCAGAUUUGUCUGCUCAUCACUGUCUUACAAGACUAACACUGGACUGUAUCCUUGCUGUUUCAAUGAAACAAACAACCUUUGACUCUUGAAUGGGAGACUUGAAAGGAAACGAGAAGAAAAAACAAGCUACCACAUGUAAAGAGUUAAAUUAAAUGAUCCAAUGGAAUUUCAUGUUAUCAGCUGCCAUUGGGAUUUAAAAAUUAUGAUUAAUAUUUUACCUUUGGGUGCCUGAAGCAUUUUCUUUCUAGUAAGGAGACCCCAUAUAACUCUUAUCAUAAGUUCUUCAAAGUUAUAUAAUUUAGUACAUCAUUGACUUACUAGAUAAGCAUAUAUAUAGUUCUCUUUUUGUGUUGUUGUUUUCCUUGAUGUUUCAUUCUACAGACAACAGCAUAUCUGAGAUCCAGGGAUUAUCAAGUUGUCACCGUUUGACUCACUUGAGUCUGAUGAACAACAACAUAUCCAGAAUUGCUAAUCUGGACAACCUGCCCCUCAAAUCACUUGAUUUGGUUGGUACAUUUGUUAUAUACUACUACAAAUUCAGGUGGUGUUCAUGAUGUUGUGUCAAAGUUGUGGGGAAAAUCCAAAAAUUAGGGUUGAGUGGCAUGGAAUUAGAUAUACAGUACAGUACAGCUGGCAUAUAUGUUAACUGCGCAGAUGAAUUUCAUAUGCACAGACGCAGGGUAGUCAGAGGCAUAUAUACAUACACGUAUGUACAUACGCAUAUGUACUAUCCUUUUCUUUGUUUUUCUUUAGAGUAACAACAACAUAAAGAAAAUUGAAAACCUGGAAACUCUCAAAUAUCUUGAGGUAAGAAAUUUAACAUAAGAAUUGUAAAAGUUAAACAGAUGAUGACAAAGUUUUACAUGUCAGUAGUGAUUGCUCUUAACCUGAUGGGUUCAAGGGGUAAAAUGGAGGGGUGGGGAGGGCGGGCAAAGCUUUUAUUAGGACGGAGGGGAGAUCAUCUCACAUUUUCCCACCAUGGAAGAGUCUUCUACCAUAAGCUGUUAAUUGAGGAAACACAUUUCUAGAGAAUUGGAUAUAUAAUUUGGCAUUAAUUUACAACUUACAAUUUAAAAGCAAAUCCAAGGAGUUACAGAUAGAUAUAUGAAUACAGGGGUACAUUUCUAAAGAAACUGUGGCUCUGUGUGGGUGGGAGAGUAAUUUAACAGGGUAAUAUAGUAUUAUCAACUGAGUUUAUGGUUACAGUAAAGAGAUUAAAAGCUGACUUUUUGAGUGUUAGCACUUCAUCAGAGCAAUCAGAAACAGAUGUUCUUGAUAUACUUAAUAUACUUGGAAACAUAUAUACUUGGCUUACUCACUCAGCAAAAUUGCAAAACUAUCCUUGUCUUUUAACAGAAAAUCAAUUUAUCCAGGAACAGUAUUCGCAGCAUGAAAGGUCUCCAGAAUCACAAUUUACUUCAAGAAAUUGACCUUGAAGAAAAUCAGGUUGGUAGGAACAUAAGUCAAAUUUUUAUCAUGUAAUAUAUUUAUGUGUGUCAUUUCCUGGCCAUGUGUGAGUCACAUUGCAACCUAACUGAACCCUAACCUGUUUUGUUGCAAUAAGAAUUCGGUUUGUUUCUGAUUCAACAGUUUCCAAGUAGACAUCAACUUGAAGAUGUGUGAAGUCUUUCAAACUGUUUGCCAACAUUUUCCUGCAUUCUUGUCUAUCUUCGACCAGAAUGACUAAGUUCCUAUUUUGUGGGCAUCAGCUGAGAGAUUCUUCUCGAUCUGUGUAGUGUUAGAGCACUAGACACCUUUCAAGGGAAAUAAUGACAUUACAAGUGGAACUAAGACCAUGAUUGAACAGAUUUUUUUAGUCUUACAAGGGCUUGAUCAAAUUAACUAAAAGAAUAAAACCUCUCCUUUGCACAUGAAUGUUUGGUGUCAUUAGCCACUAGCUUACAGCUCUUAAUCUUUUCACAUUCAGGUGAUUGAUAUUGCCGAAGUGCGAUACAUCAGAGAACUAAAUUUAUUACGAAAUCUGAACUUGCUUGGAAAUCCAAUCCAAGGGAUGCCAGACUACAGACUGUCUUUACUAUUCAGAAUACAAACUCUUACUGAACUGGAUCGAUCCAAAGUGUCACUUGAGGAAAAGGUAAUGGAGUACAAUGUAGCACAGCCAGGAACUUAAUGGCUCUAAAUAGAUUGUGUACUCAACUGUUUAUAUGUUACAUGUAUAUUUUUAUUCUGACCAAGGGCCACUCUUUACCAUGGCCAAUGUGCAUUAUCAAUUCAAUUGAUUAAAACUUAACCAUCUUGUAAUAACCCCAACCAGCAGAGCACUAUAGUUCCCUUGACAUGUAUCUCCUUUGUUUGAAAGUUAACCCUCUGAUUUUUCACAGUGAUCAGCAGCUAAUAUCAUGAGAAUAAUCAAAAUGAUGGCCAACUAAAGAAGCUCCUGAUUAUUAAACAAAUUCUUCCUAUCAGUGUCAUAGGGAAUAUAUAGAGAAUAUUAUGGAGAAUAUUCAUACUGGCGUUGGGUGUAAGGGGUUAAAGUGAAAGGACAAGUCUAGCAGUUAGCCUGUGUACAUUUACACUCCUGAGUGGAGAGAUACACUGUAAGGGUUUAGUGUUACUGCCAUGUCCCUCUUCCCCCAGCCAGGACUUCUAAAUCCUGAGAGUUAAGUGUACCAAAUAUCAGGUCUUUGUGUUUUGCAUUGCUUCAAAAUGUUUUUGUAUACUUUUCAUGUCUAAUAUAAAUUCCUUCCUUUAAAUUUUUGCCUUGUUGGGGAUUCAACAGGUUGCAUCUGUGAACAUGUUUAACCCCCCUCCAGAGGUCAUUGCAGCACGUGAUCACAUGUUCCACGUGACAAAGUCUCUUCUUCAGCCGACAAGAAUUCAUGACAGGUAAUUUAGGAGGCAGUAUUUGUCUAAUUAAAGUAUCCAAUACCGUGUUAUUCUGUUUUCAGAAUUCAAUCUUUUCGUCUCAUCACACGCAUCGUUGCCUCAUUACACGCAUUUUCUGAGUUCUAAUUGACUGGUUGCGUAUAAUUCACUCGUAUGUUACACCCACCUGCGUGUGUCUUUAAUACGAGCAUUUGCGUGUAGUGACGUACAGUGUGCGCGUUUUGCGCAUGUAGUGUGCUGGAAUUGCACUCAAAAUUCAACAAUCCUCUGAAAGGGUCAUGCCUCGGAGCAUAUCCUUAAUAAUUAGCGUCCUGUAAAAGUAAAAUAAUUGAAGCUAAAGCGUUGUUAAUUGCACGCCAGGCUCUGAAAUCUCUGCUUCUCAAUAACGUUGUGGUGUUGCACUCGAUUCUCUGAUAUUCUGAUAGCUUACGUGACAAUUUCUGCCAAAUAUUGACGUCAACACAACGUUUUGACAUUAAGUAACGUCUCUUCUCCGAUAGCACCCUGCCAAGUGUGGACACGCCCUACCCGAUGCUGAUCCUGUGUGGACCCCCCGGAUCAGGAAAAAGAUAUUUGGCACGAAGAUUAUGUCAAGAGUUCCCUGACUUCUUUGGCUUCGGGUAAGAUUUAAGACAAAAUUCCGUAUCCUCUUUUGUCACCUACUCAGUGCUGUGAUUCAUCUUUGUUUUUCUUUUUCACUUCUCACAGUGUAUGUCACACCACAAGAAUGCCGCGGAAGAAGGAAGAAAAUCUCGAGGACUACUGUUUUGUCACUCAAGAACAAUUUGAACAAGGAGUUGUAAUGGUAGGUUAAACAGUUGGUGCCAUGUAACAAUCAGGAACUAUCAUUAUGUAAUAAACAAAGAAGUCUUGGAUAGACGGAGAAAAACCACAUCCAAAGGUAGAGGACUCUGUCAUGUCAGGUUUGUGUUUAUCCGUAGGGUAAAUUCCUACAAACGUGCCAACUGGCGGGGAACUGGUACGGUGUCACACGAGAGGCCGUGGAGAGUGUGGCCCGUGAGGGACUUGCUGCAGUGUUCUACAUGGACUUAGAGGUUAGUUAUUUCCUUGUAAGUUUUUGAGUUUUGUUUCCUCUUGUGUGGUAAUGUUAAAGAAAGCAAUUGAGAUUCUUUUUUAUGUAUAAUUUCAGGGAGUUUUGAGUUUCAAGAACACUUAUUUUGAGCCCAGAUAUGUUUUAGUGCUUCCUGUAUCAAGAGAGGUAGGAUAUCUAAAAGAUAAUUGGUCGUAAUUUCUAACUGUCACAAUAAUUAUCGAGGAUGUUUCACGAGACAUGACGUCGAAACUAAUUCAACUUUCCGAAACGUCUUUCAGUCAUUUUGGACACCGUCUAAGUAUUAAAUAUUUUUUAAGUUCGGAACAGUGAAAUUGUAUUUGGAUUUCAGAUUCACGAAGCACGCCUUCGGGAGCGAGGUGAUUACCCAGAACCUUUGCUGCUGCAAUCGUUGGAGCGAGCUACCUUAUGCCUGGAACACAACAGAAAAAAUCCCGGCUUCUUUGACAUGGCUAUUAACAGCGGUGAGGAAUCGUCCAUUUUUCUAUUUUUGUCCUUCGUGCUUAUUAAGUUGAGGUGUAAAGCGUUAAAUUCAAAAACGUAUUUUUCGGAUCCCACACAAAGGUAUUGAUUUUAGGGUGUAAUGUGAGGAAAGAAUCAUGAUCGAGGACACUGGAUUUUAACUCAAACCUGUCUUACGAUUAACCAACAGAAGAUCUUAGUGACGCUUACAAGCGACUUAAACUUCUUGUUAUGGAAUACCUUGGCAUGUCACCACCAUCCACAGUGCAGUCUGAAUUGUUCAGCGAAAGCAUGACGUCCGUUGAAACCAGCCAAACAGAGGACACUGUAAACCAUGGGGCCAAAUCAGGUACCAGUCAAACGACAAGUGUCACGGUCAACAUGGCGGCGAGGACCUGGUCACGACGGUCUGACUCGUCGACUAUUCCUCCCAAAGGAGUUAAAUUAAUAAAGCAAAAAACACCAGUGGUAAGUGGAGACUUCUGUUUUGAUAUUGAAAAUCGUUUAAGUAUGUAAAUGAACUUACUUCAAGAGGUUAUCACGACCCUUGUUGACCAAUCGUUCUGUGGGUUGAUUUGUUUGCCUUUUUCACAGGAAAUUCUUUCGUUAGAGCGUCGCCAGACACAGAUAAAAGCGGCUGUAGCAGGAAUUCAUCAGAUAUCACUGGAACAGUUCAUGAUGGGCACAAGGUAUGGUCAAUGUACCAGUCAGUGUUAAACAAAAUUUAAUUGUGGGAGGCGCCAAGAGGUGAGGGAGGGGGGGGGGGACGGGGAACAAAACAUCUCCCGUCUCUAAGUCACCUCAACUGGGGUUCCCUCCCCUCCCCCCCUCUAUCACCCCAUGCUAAGAAGGCGUGAUAACAUUUAGUUUUUUGGGGAAAAAGUAGGGGGCAGGGGAGAAACGAAGGUUUCCUUCAGUUCUUACACGAUUAUAAGACAAAAACAAAGCGCAGGGUUAAGUUCAGAGUAGAAUUAUUACUUCACUGCAUAAAUUUAACUUGGUAGGAUUUAUGUAAGACAGUGAAAUCGAAAUUUAAUAUCUUGUGAUAUCAAUUACUAUCCAGGCAAGCAGUUUCGGCUACUUUCCAGCCCUCUUCAACGCAGCAUUCUCCAACGGAUGUCAAACGCCCGAACUCGGUCCCGCUUAAUUUUAACGCUUCGCUUGCUUCUAUGAUGGCCAAUGCGAGCAGCCAAAACGAGGCAAGAGAUGGAGGCCUGGAAUCGAACAUCUCUGAGUCUGAUGAGGAGCAGGACGGAACUUCAUCUAUAGUUUCAUCUGCGCGUGCGUAUUCCAACGAUGACGCUCAGUCUCCAAAAGAGUCAGACGAAGAAGAUGAAGACUCAAGAGAUCUGCUUGAUUUUAUUCAAACAGAAACACUUGACUUGCAUGAUACCGGUUCUGUUCCGUUUUCGGGACUUUUUGGCCAAGUUGAAAUCGCCAAUUCUAUUUAAAAUGUGGCCGAUUCUCUCCGGGAAAAAAAGGAAAAAGAACCAGGUUAAAGACGCUAUCUCCAAAACUAGAAUUGGAAGAACUUUAAAACGUUUACAUUGUAACAUAGUUAACUUUUUAAGUUCGUUUUCACAGCGUGCUUAAGUAUACACCAAUUCCCUGUCGUUGUUCAUAUUUUUUGGAGAAUUUUAGACACAAUUUUGUGGCCACUUACAAUACAAACACCCUGUCAUCAGCAGAUUCUGAAAAUGGUCUUUGUGAAUUUAAACGAGUCGGUUUGUUUAUAUUUUGUAAAUGAAUUGAAAAUUAAAGGAACAAAAAUUCUAGUUGGUGUUACUUUUUGUGAUUUAUUUGGAC